Messenger RNA from Fragaria vesca subsp. vesca, 543 nucleotides. RefSeq names its product ribonuclease HI-like. The transcript has a single exon. The coding region runs from base 1 to 543 and encodes 180 amino acids. Lineage: Eukaryota; Viridiplantae; Streptophyta; Magnoliopsida; Rosales; Rosaceae. The record is from RefSeq and is a predicted model, not a curated record.
AUGGGGGUGCAUUCUCAAAACCAGUGUGCCACUAUUAAGUGGCAAGCUCCUCCUAACUCUUUUGUUAAAAUUAACUUUGAUGGAUCAGUCACAAGUAACUCAGCUGCUUGUGGCUUUAUAAUUAGAGACGCCAAUGGAAGACCAAUCUCUGCUGCCUCCAAUCCCAUUGGUAGAGCUUCAGUUCCAAUUGCUGAAGCCGUGGCUUUGAGAGACGGCUUACUCAAAGCAAAGGAGAAGGGUUUCACUAAUGUUGAAGUUGAAGGAGAUUCAAAGUUGGUGAUAGAUGCAGUGAAUGGCCGCUUUGAACCACCUUGGAGAUUGAUCAAACUAGUGGAAGACAUCAAAACUUUAGCUACUAGUUUUGAUUCUAUUACUUUUAGGCAUGUGCUAAGGGAAGCUAACUUUGUAGCCGAUGCUAUAGCUAAUCUUGGGCAUGCUUGUAAUUCUCCUAUGUAUUUGAAUGAUAGGGUUCCUAGUGAGGUUUCGAAAGCCUUACUAUUUGAUAUUGUAAACGUUGGUUGCCCUGGAGGCUUCUUAAUGUAA